This is a messenger RNA of Tetrapisispora phaffii CBS 4417, 417 nucleotides long. RefSeq names its product YqaE/Pmp3 family membrane protein. NCBI's taxonomy places the organism in Eukaryota, Fungi, Ascomycota, Saccharomycetes, Saccharomycetales, Saccharomycetaceae. Bases 1 to 417 code for a protein of 138 amino acids. Gene Ontology annotation, cellular component: membrane. The transcript has a single exon. The record is from RefSeq and is a predicted model, not a curated record.
AUGGUUGACUACAGCGAAUUGCGCAACUCUGAAGACUCUCAAAACACAGAAUCCGGCACAAAUGGUAUCUUUUCGGUGGAUAAGAAUGAUUUGGUCUUAUUAGUAGUAUCUUUGUUGUUGCCUCCUUUUGCAGUAUGGAUUAGAAAAGGUUUCUUCACUAAGGAUUUCUUCCUGAACGUUAUUGCUUAUGUUUGUGUUUUUUUCCCUUCUACCAUUCAUGCCGCUUAUAUCAUCUACGAAACUAGUGUGAUUAGAACUCGUACUGUUACGUUAGAAAGCAGUGGUGCAGGUAACGCCAAGAAGAGCACGAACUCGUUCGAUCAUGAUUUGGAGGCUAGUAAUGUUCCUCCAAGUUAUGAGGAUGGCUUUGAUGUCCGUCCUUUAAACACUCCAAGUGAUAACAAAAUUCAAAUUUAG